AUGUUUGAUCCUCCGGAGAAGACAUCUGUUCAUGGAACGUUCAUGAGGUAUGUUACCAUUUACAUAUCCGCAAUUGGCUCGUUCCUCUUUGUUUUCGUCCUCACUAUUGGCGCUAAUAUAUGGCACCUUCGGGAUGUCUUUUCUGGGAGGGAAAAGGAUAACGUUCCAAAAAACAACGAUGGAAGUGAAAAAUACAGACCCAAGCAGCCGUAUCCCGAUAUGAAGAAUCUCAAAAUCACGAAGGACUUGCGGUACUACGCGCUUCAGUUAGGACUCGAUUUGGAAGAGUACGAUAUCACCACCGAGGACGGAUACAUAUUACCAUUGCACCGUCUUGUGGACCCCAAUGAGCUGGAAGACGAAAGAGCUCGCAGGGCCCCGAUCUUGCUCCAACACGGUCUCUUGUCUGCCUCUGGAGCCUGGCUAGCGCCUGGAGCUAAUUCGCUACCAUAUUAUUUCUUGGAACAAGGAUACGAUGUGUGGAUGGGUAACAACCGUUGUGAGUUCAGGCCAAGACAUGCUACAAUCAAGGGGAACUUGAUGCACAGCGAGGAAUUUUGGGACUGGGAUAUCCGUGUUUUUGCUGCAUACGACCUUCCGUGUAUAAUAGACAAUGUGCUUUGCAGAAAGCCCCACCACGACAAGUUGUAUCUUGUGGGACACUCCCAGGGAUGUACUCAGACAAUUCUUUUGUUACGAAACCCAAAGCUCAAGGCUCACCACAACAAGAUCAAUCACUUCUUUGCCUUAGCGCCUGCUAUAUUUCCUGGUCUGUUGUUUCACCAUCGCUCUUUUAUCAAGUUCAUCCACAACAGGUCGCCUACAUCCUACAACCUCAUCUUUGGAAGAGGCGUGUUUUGUGGCUUUUUGGGCUGGUGCAGAAAACGUAUAGGUACAACUAAGCUCUAUCUGACCCUUUCAUAUCAGAUGUUCAAGUACUUGUUUGGGUGGAACAUUCGCAACAACUAUAUGGACAACAAAGUGCAACAUAUCCAGUUCGUUAUGAACGUUUCCUACAUCUCAUCCAAGCUUAUGUCCUGGUGGCUUUCUUACUCUGUGGAAGAAGGAUUUCUGAACCAACUUCAGUCGAAGGAGGCCUACGAGACAGGACAGAACUAUGCGUUCACUCCAAUCUCCACAGCAGAGGCAAACGAUGAGGAGAAAGUUAUCGGUCUUGGAAGAAUCGAUUCCUCGGAUCCGGCCUUCACUAGAACUCAAGAGCAGCAGGAUAUUCCAGUCUCUGAUGAGAAGACAUUUUUUCCCUAUAAAUUCGAGUGGUUUGCUUUCAACAAACCUAAAGAAGUGACACCAAUAUCAAUUUUUAUUUGUGGUAAUGAUUUCCUUGUAGACGGAAAGAGAUUGGCAUCGCAUAUGACACAUUACGAAAGAAGGCUUUACAAAGAAGGAGGAAAUCUUAAAGUUAUUGAGUUACCAACUUACAAUCAUCUUGAUGUAAUUUGGGCUCAGGACUGUAUUGGCGAGAUCGGAUAUGAGGUGGACAGGGAGAUCAAGGUGGUUGAGAAGACGAAUAGUACCUUGGAAAGGAAAGUCAAUUCUCUUGGUGAAAAAUUGCAAGGCAAUGAGACAGAAAAUGAAGCUGCUGCCUCUCGCUCCACUAAUAUGAAAGAUUCCCAAGAGGCAGUUGUCGGUGAAGAAACCCCACGAACUGAUGGAGUGACACAAGAGGAAACACAAGGUGAACAACAGACUGCUGAGUCAAACGCCAAAGUGGAGGACACUGACAAAGAAGUGGCAACUCCCUUAGUAACGCUUGAUCCAAGCAAACAUAAAAAGGAUACUGCGAAUACCUAA
This is a messenger RNA of Candidozyma auris, 1812 nucleotides long. Its product is annotated as sterol esterase. Gene Ontology annotation, biological process: lipid metabolic process. The transcript has a single exon. The record is from RefSeq and is a predicted model, not a curated record. The coding region runs from base 1 to 1812 and encodes 603 amino acids. Lineage: Eukaryota; Fungi; Ascomycota; Pichiomycetes; Serinales; Metschnikowiaceae.